Larimichthys crocea (large yellow croaker) is the source of this 4558-nucleotide messenger RNA. RefSeq names its product CEA cell adhesion molecule 1 (gene ceacam1). The transcript has 18 exons. The coding region runs from base 171 to 4211 and encodes 1346 amino acids. The record is from RefSeq and is a predicted model, not a curated record. NCBI's taxonomy places the organism in Eukaryota, Metazoa, Chordata, Actinopteri, Sciaenidae.
GCAAACGAAAAAUGUAAUGCGCCUUUUGUAAGUUUGACAAGAGUGAACAUAAAAUAACCAGAAACACCUGCAGAUAAGAACUGAUGUUUCUUCUGUAGGUAUUUAUGGGUAGGGAGUAGACAAAUAUAUGAGGAGAAAGAGCGAGGACUUCCUCAGACCAUCAAUACACAAUGGAGAAGAAAGGUGAAGGAACCUUUUCCAUUAUACUGCUGGCUUUAAUACAAGGUAUUCUGGCCUCUGGUGCUGUGGAGGUCCAUCCCUCCAUCAACCCAGCUAAAGUUGGGGACACUGUGAAUCUGUCUCUGUCUCCUUCAGUGGUUAUGAAAAGUGGAAACUGGGCAGUAGGAGAUUCUGUCAUCCUCAGCUGGGUGGGGGACCAGCAGGCAGUUUUCCCCAGUCACAACGGCAGGGCAUCAGUCAACGUCGUCACUGGAGCUCUCACUCUGAGCUCCGUCACUGUGGCUGACUCAGGAGUCUACGUAGUGCAGAGCACUGACCCCCAGCUUAAGGCUAAUGUUUCCAUCACUGUUCUGGAGACCGUUUCAAAUGUGACGAUAAGGGUGAGUCCACAAACAAACCUGAUGGAGUUCAACGGUUCAGCAGUCCUCACGUGUGCUGUCUCCUCUGGAUCCUCUCUCUCUUUCCUGUGGAUGAACGACAGUGCUGUGGUUACAGCCAGUGACAGAGUUCAGCUCAGUGAUGGAAACUCCACUCUCACUAUACUCAAUGUGACUCGCUAUGACCAAGGGCCAUUCACAUGUCACGCGUUCAACCUUGUCAGUAAUGGCACCAGUGAUCCAGUCAACUUUACUAUCACCUAUGGUCCAGAUAACAUGGCCCUAACAGUGAAUGGACAGAACACGACCUCCUUUUCACCUGGAUCCAAUCUGACUAUGCUCUGUUCAGCACAGUCCAAUCCUCCAGCUGUGCUUCAGUGGGUUGUCAGAGGAGCGCUUGUGAACACUACAGGUCCAUUGUUGGAGCUGAUCAGUGUGAGCAAGGAGCAAAGUGGUCCAUACUCCUGUCUGGCCUUUAACAAUCACACCAACAUGAACAGCAGUAUCACCACAAACAUCGUGAUAGGAGACUUGUCAUCGGGAUCUGAACAACAGGAACUGAGGUUUCCAACCAAAAAGAAGCUGAAGAGUGAAAUGGAGCCUCCAGUGAUGUUUGUCCUUAUUCUGGCCAUGAUGACCUUAGCUCCGGCAUAUAGCCAGAGUAUAUAUGCCUCUGAGAACCCUUUACCAGUGGGCAGCAACGUCACACUUUUCAGCCAGACCAGCGUCACUUUAGGAGCAUGGAUGUUUAACGAUAUCAUUGUGAUGAUAACACCAACAGUUAAUAUCAUAACUGACGCUUGGAGAAACAGGGUUACAUUCAAUUCAACCACUUCAUCGCUGACUAUAAGAUCAGUGCAGGUGGAAGACUCUGGAUUAUACACUUUACAGGCUUUGAAUUCUUUCACUGCUCGGUUAAGAUUGUCAGUCCAAGAUCCUGUUUCAAAUGUGACUCUGAGGGCAAAUGCAACCAGCCUUGUGGAGUACAAUGACACAGCAGUUCUCAUGUGCUCUGUGUCCAAUGGGUCGUCCCUGACUUAUGUUUGGCUGAAUGACAGCUCUGUAGUCACAGACGGUGUGGGAGUACAGCUCAGCGAUGAAGGCGCCACCCUCACCUUGAUUGGAGUAACCCGCUAUGAUGAGGGGCCGUUCAGGUGCAAUGUGUCCAACGGGAUCAGCCAUGAAACCAGUCUACCUGUACAUCUGAACAUAAGCUUUGGUCCGAGUAACACAUCAAUGGUGAUCAUGCCUAUGAAGCACAUCUACAGUACGGGAUCAAACAUCACACUGUCAUGCUCAGCGGAGUCCAGCCCUCCAGCGAUGAUCCAGUGGAUGGUUAAUGGGGUUUACCUAAAUGAGUUUACCCAACAGCUUAAACUGGAGAUGGUUACAGAGAGCAACUCAGGGAAUUAUAAAUGCUUAUUCCGCAACACAGUCACAUCCAGGUUCACCAGCACAAGUGCAAUGAUCAGGAUUUUGGGGCCUAUCGCAGCAGUUGUGGUGAAUCAUACAGGUGGACCAGCAGAAGUCCAUUAUCCGUUCACGCUGCGUUGUGAAGUAACUGGAACUGUUGUCUACAUUAAGUGGUGGAAGAAUGGUCAACUUAUUUCCACUGACAAUACAACAACGUUUUCCAUGGACAACAAGACCUUGAAUCUUAACCCAGUCCAACAUUCAGAUAAUGGAGAUUAUCAGUGUCAGGCUUUUAACUAUGUAAGCAAUAUGACAAGCCGCCCUUACACAGUUCAAGUAAAUUAUGGCCCAAUGACACCGGUGAUCACGGGGCCGUCCAUGGCUCUGACAGGAACACAGCAGAUCCUGAACUGCUCAAGCGACUCUCAUCCUCCCAGCCACAUCAGCUGGUACUUCAAUGACACCCUGUUGGCUACCACCUCACAGUUAGCGCUUGGACCUCUAACCUUAAAUAUGAGUGGGAAAUACAUCUGCAUGGCUGUCAACAAUGUAACCGGAAAAAACAGCUCUGCCUACACGAUGCUCACUGUUUUAGAUCCAGUGACCACGGCAUCCAUAAAAAUUGUUGGAGCUCAGCCAAUCCUGAACCACACUUUCACUCUUACCUGUGAGACAGGUGGAGGGGUCGAGUUAAUUAGCUGGAUGUAUAAUUGGUCCAGCCUGUAUGCCAACGAUACAAGAAACCUCUCAAUGGACAACACUGUCCUCACCUUUGAUCCUGUCAUGUUCUCUGAUAAUGGGCCCUAUCAGUGUGUAGCGUCCAACCCACUCAGCCAUGUGGCCAGUAACAUCUUCAUGCUGGAUGUUUUUUAUGGACCCAAGAUGCCAAUGAUCACAGGUCCAAAAAUGGCAAAGGCAGGCGACAACGUCACACUCAGCUGCUCCGCAUCAUCAAACCCUCUCAGUGUCUACAAAUGGUUCUUCAAUGAUUCUCUUGUGGCAAAUACGUCUGAGUAUGUUACACCUCCUCUUACAAUGAGCAUGAGUGGGAUGUACACCUGUGUGGCCUUCAACAACAUCACCGGCAAAAACAGCACUGCGUACACAAUGCUCGCUGUUGAUCCGAUAGUGGAUGCACAAAUAGUAGCACCAAUGAUUCCUGCCAUAGAAGGUCAGUUUUAUAACCUAACAUGCAAUGUGACUGGACCUGCUGAGCAUGUUUACUGGAUGAAAAACAGUGAGCCACUGCAAGAAGACAAUACAACUGCUUUCUACAUGGAUAACAGGACAGUCACCUUCAACCCACUACAACGCAAUAAUACUGGCAGCUACGAGUGUACGGCUAUUAAUACUGUUUGGAAGAUGAGCAGCCCUCCUCAUGAGCUCAUUGUGAACUUUGGACCAUUAACACCGGUCAUUGACGGGCCAGCUUUUGCGGAGACAGGACGGACUGCAGUCUUCAGCUGUUCUGCUAUGUCGAUGCCUCCCAGUCAGUUCAGCUGGUGGUUCAAUGGCUCCGAGGUGGCCAAUACUUCAGUGUUCACAACUGACCCUUUGUCUGUUAAUAUGAGUGGAGAAUACGCCUGUAUGGCCUACAAUUAUUUGACAGGGAUGAACAGCACAAGCUCUAAGAUGCUCACAAUUAUUGAGGCAAUAGAGUCAGUGAUGAUCAGCAACAGCACCAUUCCAAUAAACAAUGAGAACUUAACUCUAACUUGUGAAAUCACUGGGCCCUAUGAGGAGAUGUACUGGAUGAAGGACGAUGGCAUGUUCUACCACGCUGGAAAUAUCACUCUGAACUUCAUUCCAGUGACUACAGACGAUGACGGGACAUAUCAGUGUUUCGCCUCUAAUAAAGCUGGUCUACAUCCAAGCCCUAAAUACAUUCUCCGAGUGAACUAUGGCCCUCUGAGUGUGAAUAUCAGUGGUUCAGAUUCAGCUAAAGUUGGUGUCCCCGUGACGAUGACAUGCUCUGCUGAAUCUCAGCCAGACUGUGACUUUAACUGGUUCCAUAACUAUCAGUCAUCACCUGUAAUGGCUGGCUCUGUUUUAACUUUCCUUGCGACAAAAGAGAAAGAGGGGAAAUACACAUGUAUGGCGAGGAACCCCGUGACCAAUAUCACAAUGUAUGCGACUACAGCCUUUGCUCUCGAUCACGCCUCCGCCCUCCACAUCCCAUCCCAAGCUGGUCUGAUGUUGAUGGGUCUGUUUGCUUUGUCCGUCACUGUACUUUUCAAUUGAAACCUCCGCACUGGAGAACUUGAGUUAGACUGAAAGUCCUCUUGCUCCCUCUACAGUCUGAUGCCAUGUUAUUGUAGAGAAGAAUGUGGAAGUGAUAUUUCCUUUUGUUAAAUUUAUUUUCAUGUAUGUACAAUGCAGAAUCAUGACAUUCAAACCGAGUGGCAGUGAAAAGGCAAAUAUUUUAAAUAUUUUUACUAUUGCAUAGCCUAUUUGUUCCGUUUUGAUAUUAAAUUAUUGUUAUCAUUAGAAUUAUGGUGGUUGUUUCUGCCCUUGAGGAUGUAAAGUCCUUCAAUGCACUUGGAUAGUUUGACAAGGGAAACAAUACAAGUGUAUUCUGAGAAACAACC